This is a messenger RNA of Sphenostylis stenocarpa, 2427 nucleotides long. NCBI's taxonomy places the organism in Eukaryota, Viridiplantae, Streptophyta, Magnoliopsida, Fabales, Fabaceae. The record is from the annotation of a GenBank genome assembly.
AUGAGUAUGUUGCAAAUUAAAGGCGAAGGUGGUACACCAACCAGGGGACAUGACCAGACGUUAAAGUUUGCGAGGACCAUGAUGCGCCAAACAAAGAGCUUCGUUGUACAUUUGGAAGAGGAGAAUCCGAGGAUGCACGUGGCAGAGAGGGAGUGGGAAAUGAGAAGGCAAAAACAAGUAGAUGGAAUUAACUCCCCUUCUCAAGUUCCAAUCAAAGCUCCCACUCCUCCAUGGAUGAAGGGUCCUCUUCUUCUCCAACCCCACGAGCUCGUUGGCCACUCCAACUCCAAAUCCAAGAAGUUCAAGGUGGAAAAACAAGAACUUUCUGACAAAGCUUUGAUGGGCAAAGAGGCCAGGGGGAGGAAGGCCAUGAAAAAAAUCGUGGAGAAGGUUGACAAGCUUCGCAACACCCAGAAUUCAGCUGAGACUCUAAUUGGUUCCCCCAAUGUUGAAAACUUUGGAGGGGUUUUGGAAAGUUUAAAGGAAAUGGAGGAAGUUAGAAGAACUAAGGAGAGAAUGCCAUGGGAGAGCGAUGAGAAGUUUGUUUUAGUGAAAAUUAAAAGAAAAAAGGCUGUCACUGCUGCAGAGUUGACUCUUGAUAAGUUACUACUUCGAAGGUUGAGGGAUGAAGCUGCAAGGAUGAGAACGUGGAUCAAAGUUAAGAAAGCUGGUGUUACACAAGAUGUUGUGGAUCAAAUUAAACGGACUUGGAGGAAGAAUGAGCUUGCCAUGGUUAAAUUUGAUAUCCCUUUAUGCAGGAAUAUGAAUAGAGCUCGAGAAAUUGUUGAGUUAAGCAUUUGUCUUGUUUUGAAAGAAUUUCCAACGUUUAGAGCUAAGAUAAGGAUUCAAAUUUGCAUGUAUGCUUAUAGAUAUGCUGCUAUGUAUGAAUUAGUUACAAAGACUGGAGGCUUGGUUGUUUGGGGAAAGAAGGAUUUUCUUGUGGUUUACCGAGGAUGCAAUCAUCAGUUGACAACUAAAGGUUCUCCCAGUCUACGAAAAAAUCUACACGAAAUGAAUGGGGCGGAAUCAGUUACCAAAGGUGAUAUUUGCUCGGUUGGAUCCAACCACAAUUUGAGUGAGCUGCUGAGUUUGAAUGCUAAGAAUAAGGAUUCUAUAUCAACUAGUAUCCAAGAUAUGAAUUUUCAAACGGCCGAUGGUUCAUUGUAUGAGAGGGAAACUGAUAGAUUGUUGGAUGACUUAGGACCUCGCUUCACUGAUUGGUGGAUGCACAAGCCACUUCCAGUAGAUGCUGACUUACUUCCUGAAGAAGUUCCUGGAUUUCAGCCUCCAUUAAGGCUCUGUCCACCUCAUGCUAGUGCUAAACUAACUGAUUAUGAAUUAACAUACUUCAGGAAGCUUGCUCGACCUUUACCAACUCACUUUGUCCUCGGAAAGAACAAAAGACUCAAGGGCUUAGCUGCUGCUAUCUUAAAGUUGUGGGAGAAGAGUCUUAUAGCGAAAAUUGCUAUCAAGUAUGGGAUUCCUAACACUGACAAUGAAAUGAUGGCCAAUGAACUGAAGGCAAGAGGAGUUUUGUUGUUGCGCAACAAGUUUUACAUAGUACUCUAUAGGGGAAAUGAUUUCCUUCCAAAAAGAGUUGCAGCUUUGGUAGAAAACAGAGAAUUGGAGAUUAAAAGUUGCCAACUUCAUGAAGAAGUUGCACGAAUGAAAGCAAUUGAAGCCUUUUCUCCUAUUGAUGAAGUGCCACAAGACACGAGUACAAGUGGAACUUUAACAGAAUUUAUGAAAAUCCAAAGGAAGUUCGAGGAUACAAAAAAUGGAAACAUAGACUUAAACAUUCAACUGGAAGCAGAGAUAUGUAGACUGGAGAAGGAAUUGAAAGAGGAACAACGCAGAGCAUUCAUUCUUAACAAAAAAAUAGAGAAAUCAGGGAAGGAAUUAUCAAAGUUAAAUGCUGCAUGGACACCUAGUGAGCAGGAUUCUGAUUUGGAAAUAAUGACAGAUGAAGAGAGAGAAUGUUUUCGAAAGAUAGGAUUGAAGAUGCAGAGUAGCUUACUGCUUGGAAGACGUGGAAUCUUUGAAGGUGUAAUGGAAGGCCUACAUCAGCAUUGGAAACACAGAGAAGUGGUGAAGGUCAUUACUAUGCAAAAACUAUUCAGUCAGGUCAUCAACACAGCAAAAUUGCUGGAGGCAGAAAGUGGUGGAAUUUUAGUUUCAGUUGAUAAACUGAAAAAGGGCCAUGCUAUUAUUAUAUACCGUGGAAAAAACUAUAGUCGACCUUCAAUGAAGUUAGCAAAAAAUCUUCUAACUAAAAAAGAAGCUUUGCGUAGAUCUCUUGAAAUGCAAAGAAUGGGAUCGCUUAAGUUUUUUGCUCGUCAGAAAGAGCAGAAAAUCUCCGAGUUAAAGCUGCAACUGGCAGACCUGCAGCAGAGAAAGGAAAUUGAGCUGAGAGAAUCUGAAAAUUAA